Messenger RNA from Daldinia caldariorum, 987 nucleotides. RefSeq lists its product as uncharacterized. NCBI's taxonomy places the organism in Eukaryota, Fungi, Ascomycota, Sordariomycetes, Xylariales, Hypoxylaceae. The record is from RefSeq and is a predicted model, not a curated record. The coding region runs from base 1 to 987 and encodes 328 amino acids. The transcript is spliced from 3 exons.
AUGCCGGAUGAUCCAACUGAUCUGUUCUCUUUGUUCGAAGAACGAAUCGCUGAGAUGCCAGCUGAGAGAGAAGUUGCGGCUGCAGAAGUGUCUGCAAAGGCUCCAUCUAGUGUUGCUAGAAAGGCGUCACAGGCAACACUUGGCAACAAUCGUCAUAUUGUUAAGCCAUCUGCUCCGCCGGAGAAGCCUUUAUCUCCUUUAUUCUUUCCAUCGCCGGCCCCCGAAUCCGCUGCUAAUGCCGAUCCCCCUUCCAACAAAUCGAAGCCUUCUCGCCAGAAGUUACUUAUUACUUCACGGCGUGAGGUACCCUGCCAACGGUGUCUGGUUCAUUAUAGCCAGUGGGCCGAGGGGGAGAUACCGUGGUGUGGGAAUGACAACAGCGCUUCGGCAAAGUGCACCACAUGCAAGAAGCAUGGCAAGCAGUGUAUCACGCCUACAGGGAUACAGCUUGCUGCUGGCUUAAAGUUGCAAGAUGCGUCGCUGCUAAUAAGUGGGCAGGUUGACCUUCAGGCGGCGCAGCUAGAAAUGCGCCGUGCUCUUACCAAGGCCCGCACCUCCGACAUGAAGGCAAUGGAAAAGGCUGUCAAGAUUGAGUCUCUCGCGAAGGUCACUGCGAACGAGCGUGCCGAGUCACUUCUUUCACUCCGCACGGAAAGUGUGUCGCAGCUUAAGGUCAUUUCUGCUGCACUGAAGCGAAAGCGCGAGUGGGAAGACGAUUCCGUGGCGGCGACGAAGCGUAUGGCCACCGCCCUUGAGAAGUUGACGGCCUCCCAGGAGGAGUACCAGAAGAGCGUUACCGAGGCUCUAGCGAGGUCGCUGACCAACCAGACGCAGUUGACUACCAUUGUUUCGCACCUGAUUUCCAUUGUGGGUGUAGGCGAGGGUGAAAGGGCUCCUGAACAAAGCCCUGCUGCUACCACGCUAGGUGAACCCACCGAACAAGAGGCUGAUCAUGAGCUUGAGACGAUAGGGGAUGGCUUGGAGUAG